Messenger RNA from Colletotrichum chrysophilum, 1308 nucleotides. RefSeq lists its product as uncharacterized. Gene Ontology annotation, cellular component: SAM complex. The record is from RefSeq and is a predicted model, not a curated record. The transcript has 2 exons. Gene Ontology annotation, biological process: mitochondrion organization. NCBI's taxonomy places the organism in Eukaryota, Fungi, Ascomycota, Sordariomycetes, Glomerellales, Glomerellaceae. Bases 1 to 1308 code for a protein of 435 amino acids.
AUGGAGCCUCUAGAACUCCACGUUUGGGGCCCGGCUUUCGGUCUCCCCUCCGUCGACGCCGAGUGCCUCGCCGCCAUCGCAUACCUUCACACCGCUCUCCCAAGCUCCGAAUGGCGUCUUGUCCCGAGCAACGACCCUGCCGUCGACACAUCAAACCGCCUGCCGGCCCUCCACGCAAACGGCGUCUGGGUGACGGGCUACGCCUCCAUCGUAUCCCACCUGCGCACCACUCACUCCCUCAACCUCGACUCCCGCCUGACGCCGUCCGAGCGCGCUGACGCCCUCGCCCUCGCUGCGCACGUCGACGCACACCUCGCGCCCCUGCUCGACGCCUACCUCUACGCCGACCACGACAACUGGGCCGCCGUCACGCGCCCCGCCCUCAGCCAGAUCCUCGGGUUCCCCCUGAGCUGGACCGUCCCGGUCUUGCUUCGUCAAGGGGCCGAGGCUCGUAGCGCUCACCUCGGGUUCGGCAGCCUCGGGGAGGACGACGAUGACGCUGACGAAGACGGCGGUAUCAAGGCCGGCUCAUCGGGGCAGGGCACGCUGGACCGCGCAAUGAAGCACCUCCCCGUGAGCGGACAGAAGAGCGUCAUGGAGGAGAUGAGGGCGCGCACGGCGAGGGGGAUCAGGCUGCACGCCGUCACCGUCGACGCGCUCGCCCCGCUGGAGGAGCAGCGGGCAAAGGGGGAGCGCACCAAAGGCGAGAAGAUGCGCUUCUUCGGCGGCGACGCCCCGACAUCUCUCGACUGCCUCGUCUUCGGGCACCUCGUGCUCGUGCAAGCCGUCGCCGCCCCCGAGGCCUGGCUCCUCUCCAUCUUCGCAAAGAAGUUCCCCCACAUGAACGAGAUGGUCCGCUGCCUGCGCGAGGAAUGCCUCGCCCGCCCCGGCGCCCUCCCAUGGGCUUCCGCCCCGCCCUCGGCCCUCCGCACCGCCGCGCGGCUGCUUGACACCGUCGUCCAGCACACGCCGAACCUGGGCGAGUUCUACCUCGGCGAUUGGCGCCGCCGCGCGGAGACGAAGGCCGCGGGCGUCGCGGACCGGAGGACGGUUGCGCUUGCGGGCGGCGUGCUGGUCGCGGGGACGGCGAUCGCGUACGGGGUGUGGACGUACCGCAGUCUGCCGCCGUGGGGCGCGCGGACGAUGGUGUGGGAUGCGGAGAAGGGCGGCCUGCGGCGGUUUGGGGAGCUGGGCGCUAUGUUGGAUUUCUCGUUUGGACUUGCGGAUGCGCCGAGGGCGAGUCCGGCUACGGGAUGGGGAGGCGGGGAUGAGCACAGGGUGGUUGAGCAGGAGCUGAGUGUCGAUUAA